GCCCCGUGACUGGACAGUGCCGGUGUGCACCACGGACACGGUCAGGGUCACCUUGGCGGGAGGGAUGGCGCAAGAUGCCGACAGGUAUCAGCUUUUUAACCCCCGAGCUUACCUGCAAAACAACUACACACCUCCCAGGGCCAACUUCGAGCGGGAGGACAGCGUGGUUCCCUGGAAACUCCGCUGUCUCGCUGAUUCCUUCUCCACAGGAGAGAUCCGGGGCCAGACCCUGCUGGACAUCGGCUCCGGACCCACCCUCUACCAGGUCAUCAGCGCCUGUGACUUCUUCACCACCGUCAUCCUGUCCGACUACCUGGAGAGCAACCGGGAGGAGCUGCGCAGGUGGCUGCGGGCCGAGCCAGGCGCCUUCGACUGGAGCCCCUACGUCAAGUACGUGUGUGGCCUGGAGGGCAGGAGUGACCAGUGGCAGGCGAGGGAGCAGCGGAUGCGGGAGGCCAUCAAAGACGUCUGUCACUGCGACAUCAUGAAGGCCGAGCCCCUGCACCCACGGGUGCUGGAGCCAGUCGACGCCAUCAGCACCACCUUCUGCCUGGAGUCGGUGUGCUCGGACAAGGAGUCGCUGGAGCGGGCCCUGAGCAACAUCACGUCUCUGCUGAAGCCCGGCGGCUUCCUGCUGAUGAUCGGGGCGCUGGGCGAGUCCUACUACCUGGCCGGGGAGGUGAGACUCAGCGUCGUCCCCGUGGACGAAGGGUACGUGAAGGAGGCGGUGAGCAGGUCCGGCUACCGGAUCUGUGUCUUCAAAACCUACACCAUGCCCCCCGAGCUCAAAACCGGCGUGGACGACGUGACGGGCGUGUUUUACCUUCAAGCGCAGAAGCUCUGACCGGAAAACAUUCCCAUUCAAAGUGCCGAGACGUCGCAUGUGGUCUCGUCUUUCAGUUUCAGGCGAGUUCAUUCGGCCCGCACCCUGCCACUCCCCGGGGAACGACCCCAUCGAUCCCACCACCCCUCUCCCAGUACACGUACAGCUAGUUCUCCCUGCUCCCCGCCUCACCCUUUGAUCAGGGAUAAACACGAUGAGUUAGUCUUGAUUCAGAGAUACAGCACGGUCACAGGCCACUCCGGCCAACGCUGCUACCUCAUUGUUUCUUUUAUAGCUGCUCGGGCUAACCACUGCUCCGAGCAGGAAAUAUUUACACGGCCUGAAAACUGCGCAGUACUUUGUGUGAUAUGCCUACUCUGAAUAUGAAAAUCGAAAAAUCACACACUUUUUAUUAAUUAAUUGAAGGGUAAAACGAAACACAGUACAAUAAUCUUCAACGUUUCACAAACUUUUUCGCAUCUGUCUUUAUUACAGCUGUGCGGCAACGAAGGCUAUGUGCGUGGGAGCAUUUCAGUUACGGCGCUGCCGCGCAGCUUAGAGAGAGGGGGGCGGGGUUCCCGCACAACAAGAUCGCACGGCCCAAUGACAGCCUCGCGAACAAUUAACCCACUCACCCGUACGUCUUUAGGCUGUGGAAACACCCGGAGGAAUCCCGGGAGUCACGGGGAUAAAGCACAAACUCCACACCGACAGUGACGGGAACUGAACCCGGCCGCUGGUGCCAUUAGGCCAUUUGGCCCAUUGAUUUCCCUCUCAGCCCCAAUCUCCUGUCUUCUCCCUGUACCCCUUCAGGCCCAACCAAUCAAUAAGUAUCAACCUCCCCUUUAAACUUACUCAGUGACUUGGCCCCCACACCCAUCUUUCGCAAUGAAUUCCACAGAUUUCCACUGGCUGAAGUAAUUUCUCCUCAUCUCUGUUCUAAACGGACAGCCCCCAAUUCUGAGGCUGUGCCCUCUGGUCUUAGACUCCCCCCACUAUAGGAAACAUCCUCUCCACAUCCACUCUAUCUGUGCCCUCUGGUCCUAGACUCACCCACUAUAGGAAACAUCCUCUCCACAUCCACUCUAUCUGUGUCCUCUGGUCCUAGACUCCCCCACUAUAGGAAACAUCCUCUCCACAUCCACUCUAUCUGUGUCCUCUGGUCCUAGACUCCCCCCACUAUAGGAAACAUCCUCUCCACAUCCACUCUAUCUGUGUCCUCUGGUCCUAGACUCCCCCCACUAUAGGAAACAUCCUCUCCACAUCCACUCUAUCUGUGUCCUCUGGUCCUAGACUCGCCCACUAUAGGAAACAUCCUCUCCACAUCCAUUCUAUCUGUGCCCUCUGGUCCUAGACUCCCCCCACUAUAGGAAACAUCCUAUCUACAUCCACUCUAUCUGUGUCCUCUGGUCCUAGACUCCCCCACUGUAGGAAACAUCCUCUCCACAUCCACUCUAUCUGUGUCCUCUGGUCCUAGACUCCCCCACUACAGGAAACAUCCUCUCCACAUCCACUCUAUCUGUGCCCUCUGGUCCUAGACCCCCCCACUAUAGGAAACAUCCUCUCCACAUCCACUCUAUCUGUGUCCUCUGGUCCUAGACUCCCCCACUGUAGGAAACAUCCUCUCCACAUCCACUCUAUCUGUGUCCUCUGGUCCUAGACUCCCCCACUGUAGGAAACAUCCUCUCCACAUCCACUCUAUCUGUGUCCUCUGGUCCCAGACUCCCCCACUAUAGGAAACAUUCUCUCCACAUCCACUCUAUCUGUGUCCUCUGGUCUGAGACUCCCCCCACUAUAGGAAACAUCCUCUCCACAUCCACUCUAUCUGUGUCCUCUGGUAUUGGACUCCCCCACUACAGGAAACAUCCUCUCCACGUCCACUCUAUCUGUGUCCUCUGGUAUUGGACUCCCCCACUACAGGAAACAUCCUCUCCACAUCCACUCUAUCUGUGUCCUCUGGUCCUAGACUCCCCCACUAUAGGAAACAUCCCCCCCGCCCACUGUAUCCAGGCCUUUCACCAUUCGAUAGGUUUCAGUGAAGUCACCCCCCCCCCACCCCCCGAUUGUGGAGUUUGGAGUUCAGAGUGCGAUUCCGACGUCACCCAUAAGGAUUUUGUGCGUUCUUCCCUGUGAACGCGGGGGUUCCCCCCCCCCCCACGGCCCAAAGACGGGCCGGUAGGUUACCGGGUGAUUGUAAAUUGUCCCGUGAUUAGGCUGUGGUCAAUCGGCGGCUCGAAGGGCCUGCUGCUUGCUGUAUCUCUAAAUAAAUCGAGAAUACGGAGAGUGGUGGGGAACCGGCCGGGUCACUGGACCAGUAACAGCAGGACACUGCCACGAUGUCACUACGGUAUGGCCAGAGCAUCGUCCCUGGCUACUCUGUGUCGGAGCACGAGUAACGCCCUCACUGAGAGUCACCCCGGGAGUCUAACGCCACCGCCCCCGCAAAUUACACCGUCACUCCCGGUCCCGCGCUCCCUGUGUCCACUGGCUGACUGCCGCAUUUAAAUACAAUCUGAUAAUAGCUGAUACAUUCAAACCGCAGACAGGACAGGGAAUAAAGGAAGACCCUUCACCAGGACUGGAAAGGAAGGUGGCAGAAGUCAGGAGAAGAUGAUGAUGGCGGGGGUGGGGGGGGGGGAGGAGAGGAGGAUGACAGGUAACAGGUGAGGGGGGGAAGGUGGGUGGGUGGGGGAGUACGAGCUGGCAGGUGAGGGGGAAGGUGGGAUAAGCAAUGAUCGGCAGACUCCCUCACGCACACAAAACACUGGCGGAACUCAGCAGGCCAGGCAGCAUCUGCGGAGAGUAGAGAAUAGUCGGCGUUUUGGACCCAGGCCCUUCAUCGGGAUCUGAUUUUAAAUUUUAAAGACGCCACACCUCGUGUUCUCGAUAUUUAUUGCUUAUUUAUUUACAAUUAUUCCGUGUUCUCUUUUAUAUUGACACAUUUUGCCCAGUGGUUGUUUGCCCGUCUCUGUCGUGCGGGGUUUUUCCAUUGAUUCUACUGUUUCUCUUGGCAUCUACUGUGAAUGCCCGGCAGUGCAUGAAUCUCAGGCUGGUAGAUGGUGACAGAUAACAACCUUACUCUGAACUCUCCCUCCAGGGACGCUGCCUGACCUGCUGAGAACACCUCCGCCGUUUUGUCUGCUUUGCAGCACCUGCGGACCAUUGUCAGGGGGCUUUGGGUCACCAGCUUUACCACCGGGGCCACGACCCCUCCCAUACCCCCUGGCUGCCCCGACUGGCACACGGGCACGUGGCCAGGACGCUGCUCUCCGACAUAAUAUCCCCUCCCUCAUUUCGCGGUAUCGGGAGGUGAGGGGUUUUACCGGAAGGGUGGGUGGGGAAAGAGCCAGAAUGCUGCCCCUCCCAGACCACAAGGCCAGAGAGAGGAACUGACAGCGGCAGCGGGGCACAACGUGACCCUCCCCUACCCACAUGGGCCCUUCCGGCAGCCCCAGCUUCACCCCCUCCUACCACACCCCCCCCACUCUGUGUCAAAAGACACAGGAACAGAAUCAGGCCAUUUGGCCCAUCGAGUCUGCUUCACCAUUCCAUUGCGGCUGGUUUGUUAUCCCUCUCAACCCCACUCUCCUACCUUUGACACACUUACAGAUCAAGAAUCUAUCAACCUCUGCUUUAAAUUUACCCGAUGACUGGUCCUCCACAGCCGCCUGUGGCAAUGAAUUCCACAGAUUCACCACCCUCUGGCUAAAUAAAUUCCUCCUCAUCUCUGCUCUAAAGGGACGUCCCUCUAUUCUGAAGCUGUGCCCUCUGGUCCUAGACUCCCCCACUAUAGGAAACAUCCUCUCCACAUCCACUCUAUCUGUGUCCUCUGGUCCUAGAUUCCCCCCA
Molecule: messenger RNA, 4672 nt
Organism: Mobula hypostoma (lesser devil ray)
Lineage: Eukaryota; Metazoa; Chordata; Chondrichthyes; Myliobatiformes; Myliobatidae
Product: phenylethanolamine N-methyltransferase
Exons: 3
Coding region: 65-844 (259 amino acids)
Cellular component (GO): cytosol
Molecular function (GO): phenylethanolamine N-methyltransferase activity
Source: RefSeq, a predicted model, not a curated record